AUGAAUGAGACGCGCUGGGCGCGUUUUAAGAGAUCAGUUAGAGAGGUUAGAAGAGAGACGAUAAAGGUACAUCUGGUACUGUUGUCAAUUCAACUGGCAUUCUCUGUGUUUUAUAUAGUGGCCAAGGUGGCACUCAAAUCAAUGGACCCAUUCAUCUUUUUAACAUACCGUCUACUAUUGGCCACGCCAAUACUCUGGCUAUUCGCUGUCAUUACCGAACCACAACAAAUGCGUAAACUACCAUCAUCUCCACGUGAAUGGUUACUACUUGUACUAGUUGGUAUAUUCGCCGUAACAAUUAACCAAUCCCUCUUUCUUGAAGGUUUGGAACUAUCUACAGCAUCGAAUGCAGCGAUCACUCAGCCAGCUAUACCUAUAUUCAGUACUUUGUUGGCAGUGGCAUUCAAGUAUGAACGCAAGUCAUGGUUAAAGUUUGUUGGCAUUGGAGUUAGUGUGGCAGGCGCGAUAUUGAUGGUGGACUUGACACAUUUACGCGAUGACUCGAGAUCCAGUCUAAAUAUACUGUUUGGCAAUCUUUGUUUCUUGGGCAAUACGAUGGCCUAUGCAGGCUUCCUCCUGCUACAACGCCCACUGCUGGCACUGGGUAACCCUCCCGCCAAGAUCAUGUCGUGGGCAUUCCUCUUUGGAACGAUUCCCGUCAUCGCCCUCACACUGGGCAUCACACGCGACUACUCUGACUUUUUGGAGACGCGCUACGUCAAUUGGUUGGCGAUAUUAUAUACUGCGAUAUUCGCAACGGCAUACACAUUCUGGGCCAGCUCGUGGGCGGUCAAGAAGUCCGACUCGACGACGGUCGCGAUGUACCUGUGCGUCGAGCCGCUGGUCACAUCGAUCGCCGCCGCCAUCUUUUUGCACGAGCGACUGACCAUUCUCAACAUACUGGGCGCCAUCACUGUGUUGGUGGGCGUGGCCGUCGUGAUGGUGGCCAAGCACCGCGAGUACAAGAAGGACAUCAUGGAUCAGUACACAAAGGACAAGCUGUUGACCGAGAGCACGGCCACUGGCGCCGACGUGUCUGGUAGCCAGGACAUGAGCAUCAACACUCCAGGCGUACGAGGUAGCAACAACACAAUCAAUAUAAUGGAUACGAAUUCUGGCAACGAGGACGACGCCGCGAGGGAGGUCGAGAUGAAGGCCAUGGCCAAGACAUUGGGCAAGGUCGUCAUGGACAAUCAUAUUUAUAGAAUCGUGAAGGAUCCAGUGACAGGAGAGAUAGAGUACCGUCUGGACGAGGAUCAACAGAAUCAAUCAACGUCAGUGAUGGCACCAUCACAAGGUAGCAAUGGGCGAAUGGAAGAGAUAUUCGAACAUAAUAUUAAUAACAGUGUUUUGAGUGUGACUGCCGAUCAAGACGACGACGACGACGACGAAGAUGACGACGACGACAAUAAUGAUGAAGAGCAUAACCUAGGCCAACAUCGCCAGCUAAAGGCUGGCAAUAAAAUAUUCAAAUAG
Molecule: messenger RNA, 1476 nt
Organism: Acytostelium subglobosum LB1
Lineage: Eukaryota; Evosea; Eumycetozoa; Acytosteliales; Acytosteliaceae
Exons: 3
Coding region: 1-1476 (491 amino acids)
Cellular component (GO): membrane
Source: RefSeq, a predicted model, not a curated record